Molecule: messenger RNA, 3615 nt
Organism: Salvelinus namaycush (lake trout)
Lineage: Eukaryota; Metazoa; Chordata; Actinopteri; Salmoniformes; Salmonidae
Product: genetic suppressor element 1-like
Exons: 15
Coding region: 1-3615 (1204 amino acids)
Source: RefSeq, a predicted model, not a curated record
AUGAACCAUGAGUCAAAGUCGUGGUCAUUAGGAAUGAUCUCCACGGCAACUCGCACCACGGCGACGGUCAGCCCUCUUACCCCGCUAGCCAACGGGAGUGUGGCUGCUCAGUCUGCUCACUCCGGAUUCGCUGCCGCUCUCCGUCAACUGGCCAAACAGGCUGAAGACCCCAGAGGUUCUUCUCCCAAUAGUGAGUCUCCAGUCUCCUCUCCAGCCACCAGUCUCAAUUCUCCAGUCAACACUCCUAAGAGGGGGUUGUCAGGACCACUCCAGACCCCAAUUCGGGGACACAGCCUUCCCUCCACCCCAUCUGUAGUCACUAUCGCCCCUACUCCCACCAAGACCGGCAGCAUUCUCUGGAGAGGAGAAGGGCGCCAGGUAAGAAGAAACACACACAGAACCUUAGCUGAGUUGGGUGUUCGGGGGGUGAGUAGGGAGCUUGUGGGGUCUGAGCUCAGCCUUCCCCAGGAGAAAGGGGCUCAUCCUGUCCUCUCUCCUCACAUCCUGGCUCACCCAUCCUACCCCUUCAGCCUCACCCCCAGCUCUGUCAUGCAGGACCGGCGACUACAGGGCCUCAGUCUACCUGGUCAGGUACAACCUGCAGUUCACUCAGGGGCGGUCCAAGAGGAGUACCUAAGAGGACUCCGCCCCUUCGCCACCUCAGAUGACCUCCGCCUGCGCUCGCUGCCCCUGGGGCUCGACCCCACCACUGCUGCCCACGUUACUGCUGCUGCUGCCUACUACCACCCUGCCUACCUCCACCACCUACACAGGUCACUAUACAGGAUGGAGGAGUCUUUGUGUCUUUCUGCACUACGGUCUCAGUUCUACUCUGUACCAGCAGGGGGGGCCUUCCCUCACCUCCACCCCUCUGCCCUCCACAUGCACCUGCCUGGGGCACGCUACCCUGGGGAGUUCAGCCACACACACAGUGCACUGGCUGAGAGAAUACAGAUGGAGGAAGAGCUUCGCCAACGAGAGAGGGAGCGAGAGCGUGAACGAGAGAAACAGAGGGAGCAUGAGCUUGAACGGGAGAGAGAGAGGGAGCGGGAGAGAGAGAGGGAGAGACAGAUGGUGAGAGUGGUGAAGAGCCAGUACCUUGCUGGGCUGAAGGCUCUCACGGCUCUGCCGGAGGACAGGGUCAGACCUGGGGAGAGGCUGACACCUAACAGACUGGGUAAGCCCACCCUCCCUGCCCUCCCAUUACCUAAACCUCUACAGCCAGGCCUCCAGUCAGCCCCUCACCUCAUGCCCAGCCUGGUGCCCUUUCAGAUGGGGAACACACACACUGCCUCAGCCUCUUCCGGGGGGCUCCAUGGAACACUGGUCUCUGCCAUGAUGCUCCAACAGGCCAAUGGGGAGGAGCGCAUGUUGGCACGUCAACGCCGGCAGGGGCAGGAGAGGGAGGUGUGGCCACCUGGGGAAGGGGUGGAGCCUAGGAGAGACAGCUACAGAUCCAACGCCAGCCAACGUGACACAGGCAACAGAGAAUCUCAACCUCACCUAGGAGCCCCACCUCCACUCAUCUCACCCAAACCUCACCUCCUCCCCCACCCCCCUGCCCCUUCCACCACCCUCUGGAACCCUGCCUCCCUCACUGAGACGCCCCCAGACCCCCGUUUCAGGUUCGACUCCCCUGUUCCUCCAUCUCGCUCCCCUCCUGACCUGACCAGAGCCGAGCGGUCCCCCAGCUGGGAGAGGGGGGAGGAUGGGUGCAGGAAGAGGGGGAAGGACGCAGAGAGGUUCUCGUCUGUCAGGGGACCCAUUCUGCAGGAGCCUGGCCUCUGGGGCUGGGCUGAGCUUGAAAGAUCCACUCACAGUCUCCACCACCACCACCAUAAACACCACCAUAACCACCUCCACCAGAGUGGUUCGCUGUCCGUUUCCUCCCCCAGCCCCAGCUCCAACCUGGGGGUCCAGCACCACGCCAGCUCCCCAUCUCCCUCCAUGGACCUCCAGAGGUCUGAACGGCCAGGCCAGGAGCCUCAGAACCCAGUGGUGUACGAUGAGAUCCUCCAGCAGCACCGCAGGCUGGUCAGCAAGCUGGACCUGGAGGAGAGCAGGAGGAGAGAGGCCAGGGAAGGAGGGUAUGACUAUGAUCUAGAUGAGUGGUAUGAUGACAGUGAUGAGGAGGAAGUGAGGGCCCACCUCAGAAGGGUAGCAGAGCAGCCCCCGUUAAAACUGGACACAUCCUCAGAGAAGAUGUGUUUCCUGCGUGUGUGUGGCCUGACCACGCUGGCCCAUCGUGACCAGCUGCUUCAUCAGAAGAGGAGGAAGAGGAGGAGGAUGUUGAGAGAGCGCAGCAUCUCCCCUCCAGCAGUACGAGGCAAGAGGAAGACCUCUCCGCCUCCUGUGGCACCCGCUCCCCCCCUCAGCACCACUCUCACCCCAGAGGAGAUGAACUGCUCCCCUCACCUGGACGACAAGAAACACUUUCUCAACAUGUUCAGCCUGUCCCAUGUGACCAACCAGCAGAGGAGAGAUAAGGAGAAGAUGGAAGGGUUGUUGAAGGCUAUAAAGCUGAAGAGUGUAACGUUGGACACCAUCAGAUACAACCCAUUACCCCUCUGUAGAAGCACCCCUGUUUCCCCAACUGGCGAAUCAAACGGACUCCACUACCCAGACUCCCCAAGCCCCUCGCCCUCCUACCCCCACCACCCCAACAACCUCCACACAGACCCACUAAAACCAUCCACCCCUCCACCCAGCCAACCGCCUCCCCUGGCCCCCGACCCCAACACGAAAGGACUGGGUGGAGGUCACCCAGCUAAGAGGCUCCAGUGCCUCCAGAAUGGAGCAGGCCACCCUGGCCAUCAUCCUCAACAGAAGGUGCCCCUGGCUGUGCAGAACGGGCAGAACAAACCCUGGGAAAGAUUCAACCAGUCUGUGUUGCAGUCUACCCACAAGACACUGAGUGGCUCCACCUGCGUUCCAGAGUCCAGUAUAAAGUCUGAGCCCUCAGUGCCCUACAACAUCCCCCCACUGAAGAGACCAGCCCUCCUCAACACAUCCCUACACCCCACCAACGGGCAUCACCCUUACCCCUCUCCACCCCACCAUGUACCCCUUGGCGUACGUGAUGAGCUGUCAGAGGAAGAGGAUGAGGAGGAGGAGGAGGAGGGAGAAGCCCCUAGGAAGUGGAGGGGCAUAGAGUCAGUCUUUGAGGCGUAUCAGGAGUAUGUGGAUGAGCGGGGUAUGGAGAGACAGGUUCUUCACAGUCAGUGCCGGAGGCUGGAGACUCAGAACUACACUCUCAGUCUGACAGCUGAACAACUCUCACACAGCAUGGCGGAGCUGGUGAGUCAGAGACAGAGGGUGAGAGAUGAGAGAGAGAGGCUGCAGGCUCAGCUGGAACACUUCAGGAAGUGUCUGACCAUUCCCAACGUGCACUGGGGCAAGGGGCAGGUCAAAGGUCGCCCCUCCCCGGUGACCCCCUGUCCUGCUGCAGACCGACAGACAGACAGACAGACAGACCAACGACCGAUGACCGAUGGAGAGAGAGAGGACACUGAAUUGGUUCCCAGUCAGAGGCAGAGGGGGAAGAGAGCUCUGGACUGGGAAGGAAGACAGGAUGAUAGAAAGGGAGGAGGGAGAAAAGGAGGACAGGCCCUGUAA